AUGUGUGAUAACGCAACCACGUACAAUCAUGCAGAUACUAUUUAUUACAAGGCAGCAAAAAUACCACUGCCCGUUGGCCUAAAAAUGGCUACAACAGAAAAAUUUCGCCAACUAAUACCUGUAAUAACUUAUAACAUAUUGAAAGAAGAAUUUGGUUUUGAAAUAUGUACGAAUGAUUUUACUAAUCCUGACGUUCCAAGAACAGAGGAGCAAAUCGAAUGUGAACGGGAAAAAGAAGAGCGUAACAAAGAGGUAGAAGAUAAUAGAAAAGAGAACCAGAGGAAAUUGAGAUUAGUGAAUUUAAAUAAAUUCGAAGCCAUUCCGUAUAUUUCGCGGGACAAAAUGUUGAAACAAGCUAGAGUAGCCGCGAAAGUGGGAUCGGAAAAGAUAACGUUGAAUAUGUUGAAUUAUAAAAUGGGUUUCCUUCGACAAAAGAAUGAUGGGACUACCAGUUUACAGAUCUUAGUAUCGGGAACCGGCUACCUGAGCGUUAUCAGGAUUCCGAGAAUACGGGAGAAAUAUGUCGAAACAAGUGAAAGCUUUGAAUUACGUGCCUUUGAUACGUAUGCCUCAAGUUGCGAUUCUACAUUCGCUAAUCUCACGAAGAAGGAAACAGACUUGGCGUAUCAGACAUACGGCGAUGAAAUUGCUCAUUAUAGAGACUGUCAUUAUACGUUAACUAUAGUCAGAGAUCUGUUGGACCUCCUGACAGGGGGAGAUCACAGAAAGACUAGGAAAUUCCCGAAGAAAAACAAACAUAUGCUAGAUGUUGAUCGCAAUAUUCCUGCUUUGGACGGUGUAAAAAUUUACAUCGAUCAAUUGAAAACGCUAACAGAAUUAGGAAUUGAUGUUCAUCUCUUGGAAUAA
Messenger RNA from Heterotrigona itama, 867 nucleotides. The record is from the annotation of a GenBank genome assembly. NCBI's taxonomy places the organism in Eukaryota, Metazoa, Arthropoda, Insecta, Hymenoptera, Apidae.